This is a messenger RNA of Dovyalis caffra, 1356 nucleotides long. NCBI's taxonomy places the organism in Eukaryota, Viridiplantae, Streptophyta, Magnoliopsida, Malpighiales, Salicaceae. The record is from the annotation of a GenBank genome assembly.
AUGGAACUUCCCUUCAUCUCCCUGCUUCCCUAUGCAAUCCUCUUCAUCAUCACUGCUGUUUCACUAUCAUACCUCUUAAACAAACACAAAUAUUCUAGUGCGUCUCUCAACAUCCUCCCGCCUGGCAGUACCGGUUUGCCACUCAUCGGUGAAAGCCUAGAAUUCUUGACGACGGGGCAAAAGGGUCAGCCAGAGAAGUUCAUAUUAGACAGAAUGGCAAAGUUCUCAUCCAAAGUCUUCAAAACCUCGUUGUUUUUUGAAAAAACUGCAGUAUUUUGUGGGGCAGCCGGGAACAAGUUCUUGUUCUCUAAUGAGAACAAGCUUGUCACAGCAUGGUGGCCUGACUCUGUCAACAAAAUAUUCCCUUCCUCUCAACAAACUUCUUCGCAAGAAGAAUCCAAGAAAAUGAGAAAGCUCUUCCCACUUUUUUUCAAGCCAGAAUCGCUUCAAAGGUAUAUUAGUGUAAUGGAUGAGAUUGCACAAAGGCACUUGGCAUCUGAUUGGGAAGGCAAACAGGAAGUCGGUGUUUUCCUUUUAGCUAAGACGUAUACUUUUUGGUUAGCUUGUCGCUUAUUUCUAAGCAUGGAAGAUCCUGAGGAAGUCCAAGAGUUUGCCAAGCCCUUCAAUGAUUUGGCCGCUGGGAUUAUAUCCAUUCCCAUUGAUUUGCCCGGGACACCCUUUAAUCGCGGGGUCAAGGCAUCAAAUGUGGUCCGAAAGGAGCUUGUAAAGAUCAUAAAGCAGAGGAAGAUUGACCUAGCAGAGAACAAGGCAUCCCCAACACAAGACAUAUUAUCCCAUAUGCUAACCACAGCUGACGAUAAUGGGCAGUACAUGAAGGAGAUUGAUAUUGCUGAUAAGAUACUAGGUUUGCUUGUUGGAGGCCAUGACACAGCCAGUGCUGCUAUAACUUUUAUUGUCAAGUAUCUUGCCGAGUUGCCUUGUGUCUACAACAAGGUCUUAGAAGAACAAAGAGAGAUUGCAAAAUCUAAAGCACCUGGAGAUCAGCUGUUGAAUUGGGAGGACAUACAAAAGAUGAGAUAUUCAUGGAACGUUGCAUGUGAAGUGAUGAGAGUUGCUCCCCCACUCCAAGGAGCUUUCCGAGAGGCCAUGACCGACUUCAACUACGCAGGUUUCACAAUUCCCAAGGGAUGGAAGCUGUAUUGGAACGCAAAUACAACACACAGAAAUCCUGAGUGCAAAGAAUAUGCUAGACUGGAAAUACUUGUUUUCAUGCACAAUCUGGUGACAAAGUUCAAAUGGGAGAAGCUGCUCCCUGAAGAGAAUAUAAUUGUAGAUCCAUUGCCAAUACCUGCAAAAGGCCUUCCCAUCCGCCUCCACCCUCACGAGGCUGCCUAA